UUUUUUUAUUUUAAAGAAAAAUGUUAUUAGCACGUAUACUUUUUUUUAUUUUUGUUGGUGCUCUAUUACCACAAGGUAUUUUUUCAUAUUCGGUUCCACUAAACAGUUUGUUGAAUACUGCCUCAAGCGAUGGAACAAUGUUUCCGUAUAGAGAGGUCACAAUCGAUAUGGCUGAUUAUGUGCGGAGUACUAUUUUACUUUUACCUGAGGAAUUUACUACUGAGUCUCUGAAGGCAGCUCAAUUGAGGCAGAAGAAGUUAGUAGAUCAAGGUGUUCCAUGCCGUAUAUAUCGAUUGGUUACAAUGCCUGCAGAUCAAACUGCAAUUGAGAUGAUUAUUAGCCAGUCUCUUGCGGACUCUAUACUAGUAAACAAUACAUUGUCACCAAUAUUUACUACAGUUGAGGUUGAAUUUGACUUGAAGAGAAUGAUGGUUGAUGAGGACUAUCGCAAAAUAUAUACUCCAAGACUGAUGGAAGCAGCUGAAUCAUUUACAAAUAGAUUCGUGACAGUAUUACUAAUGAGUAGUACAGAUUCUGGUUCCAAUUAUUAUAUAUAUUUAGGUGAAGGUGAUUUUACUCCAGUUCAACAAGGUGCUAGUUACUAUGCUUAUUUAUUUAAUGAUUCUGGAAAAGAAGUUGAUAGUCUAUCAAGUGCAGAUCUACGUCAUAUUGAAGCUGCAAGAAAGAGUUUCAUCGAUGCCCGUAGCAAUAUGAAAAAAGAACAAUUAACUGAGAUAGAAGUAAAGGAAUUGGCAGCUCGUUUAAGAGUUUUAAAACGUCGUCAAAAAGCAGGUCCUAAAUGCAGUAAAUGUCUAGAUAUUACAUAUGAAAAGUGUGAGUAUUGUGCAACUCUUGUUACAAUUGAUGAGUAUAGGGAAAUUGAAGAUCUAUCAAAGAAAAGUCGCAAGUAUGAAUUAUUCUUUGAACAUCGUUUAGCUCGACACUCUAGUGGUGCUUCUCAUGCUUCAUUAUUCGUUGUUAGUAAAGCUGAAGAUUCAAUAAUUCCAGAAUUUUCACAGUCAAUUAAUGUAGGAGCUUAUGGAGUAGUUAAUAACUAUAGACCAUUACCUUUAAAUUUGGGACCUCAUUGUGCAGCUUUGGUUGAAUCUGAUAUUAAUUUAGUUCUAAGAAUGUCAUCUGUAUUUCCAACAUACUUUGAAACCUUAUCAUUAAGUCGUGAUUAUGAUGAAUUGUGUCUUGGAGUUCACUAUAUGUCUAAGAAACCUAAGGUAACUUCUAGUGGAAUUGCUACUUAUGAAAUUGAAAAUUGUAUUGUAUCUAUGAUUUUAGCUUUGGGAUCUUUCCAUCCUGAAUUUUCAACACCAAUUGGAACUUUAAAUCCUAAUGUAGAGAUGUCUAUGACAAGUUUCUGUAGUGCAGUUUUAUCUCAUGAACCCUUAGGAUUGGUUGAGAAUUUGUCACCUGUAUAUUCUCCAUCAGGUGUGAUUAUGUCACCUUCUAAUGGUAAAAUUGAUGUAGCAGUAUUAUUGGAACGUUCGAGAUCUGAGGAGUCUGUUAUUCAGUCUAUGUUGGGUAGUAAUACCUGUUCUAUAGAGGAUAUGGUAAGUGCAGGAUGGAUGUAUGAUAAUAAAUUGAAGUUAUGGGUACGUGGGAGAAAUAAGAAGGUACCUCUACCAAUAUUAGUUCGUUAUGCAGUAUCAAGUGAUGGUAGGCUUAUUGCCAUUGCUUUAGAAGGUGAAGAUGUAACUAACUAUUCUAAAGGCCUUCAAGUAUUAUUCACUUCUCCAAAAUUCGAACAUUUAUUCUCUCAAGUGAUUGGUAGUAAAUGUUUAAAUCCAGGUGAUAUAAAGGAUUUAGAAAAGGUAGGAGUUGUACUUGAGGAGAUUACAUUAGCUGAAUUAAGAGAAGCUACAAUCUUGGCAAAUAAUGCAGCUGAGCAGUCAUUUGCUGCUUCAAAUGCUGCUACAUUGGCAAUGAAGAAGUAUGAGGAUGCAGUAUUAGCUGAGGAGAGAGUUAUGGAAGUUGCUCAAAUGGCAUCGAAGAUACGGGAAUAUCAUGAUGCUAAAUCUAAGAUUAGUCAAAAAGCUGCAGAGAUUGCUAAGAUUGAGGAGCAGUUAAGAAUAGCAGCUGAGAACAGAGCCAAAGCAGCUAAUGAGAGUGCAAAGGCAUUAUUAGAAGCUACAGCAGCUGAGGAGAGAAGAAGAGAAUUUGCAAAGAAUGCUCAGUUAGCUGCUAGGAGGGCUACAGAUACUGUUCAACAAGCUUUGAAUAUCCAGAAACAAUUGAGAGGACAGUUAAAAAGUGAAGCAAAAUUAUCUGCAGCUUAUGAGGCAGCUGUGGUAGCAGAAGAUAAAUUAAGGAAAGCAUUAGAUGAAGCUCAUAACCUUUUACAAGGAUUAUUUGAUAAGGAGAAGGCUUUGAGGGAAAGAUUCUUAGGUGAGAUUGAUCCUUUAAUAAAGGAAGAGGAACGUCUUUUAAAGUGUGUUGAGGAGUUUUCCCAAAGGAGAAUUGCACUCCUAGAUAAUCUUACUGAAUUGCGUAAUAUUUUACAAGGGAAAUUGGACAAGUCAUUACGUGAAAAACAGGAUGUACUUGAAGAGGCUCGCCUUAAGAAAGAUUUACUUGAUAAUAGAAAAUUUGAAUUAGGUAAAUUGUCAAAUAUGAUUAGAACUAAAUCUGCAGAAGCUGAAGCUGUUAAUGCUUCAUUAUUUGAAGCUGAAUUGAUGCUGGAGAAACUUAAACAAGAUGCUGAUAUGAAAGCUCGUGAGGCUGAGGCAGCUAGAUUAAGACUUGAGGAGAUGAGCAAAAAGAUCCAGGAAUUGAGAUUAUUGUAUAAUGACUUACUAUUACGUAUAAAUGAAUUGGUAAGUCUUCAAAGUAAUUUAGAAGAUGAAAUUAGGAAAGUAGAGACGGAAUUAGAUGCUUUAAGUUUGAAAUUGGCUGAAAUUGAAGAAAGAUUACUUAGAUUAGAAGAGGCUAGGCAAGCACAUGAUGAAAAGUCAAAGGAGGCUGAACUUUUGCUUGCUAGAGAAUUGGAAUUGAAACGACAAAUUGAAGAACUAAAUAAAUUGCGCAAAGAAAAAGAGGUUGAGCUUAGUGGUUUAUUAGAUGAACAACUAAAAGUUCGUACAGAUGUUUCUGCGGUGUUGGUAGCUAGGAGCUCUGCUUUAGAAGUACUCCAAAGGACACUUAAGGAAAUUCAAAUAGCAAAGUGCACUACUGAAGAGGAGACAAAGGUAAUUAAAGAUCAGUAUGAAUGUUCAGCACUUGAGGCUCAGAAACUUUUAUCAAAUGUUGAGAAGUGGAAGCGAGAUUUACAAGAUGCUAUUGAAGAAGAAGAAAUAAAGAGUAAUUUGUUAGCUAAGAAGAUCGAGGAAGUUCAAGAAAUGGACUUUAUAAUGGCAUGUGCAGAAGAACAGCUCAAAUUAGCUAAUGAUAUCCCUGUUCCAGCUACUCCUUUGACUCCAGAAUGUGGUUUGGGUAACAUAAAUUGUGUAGUUACACAAAAUUGAGAUAUAAUCUUACUAUUUAAAGCCGAAGUUACACUUAGUUUUAUAGGAAUCGAUGUGGUAGAUUUUAGUCCUACUAGCACCUAGUAAACCUUCAUUUCCUAAUAUUCUACUUUCCAAGAUUUAAGCGUGGUGAUUCUAACAUGUUAUUGAAUCCUAGGCGCCUGGAGAUGGUGCGGAAUCUAAAAAUGUGGUGGGAAUUUGAUUAUUUAAA
This is a messenger RNA of Cryptosporidium muris RN66, 3684 nucleotides long. RefSeq lists its product as uncharacterized. The coding region runs from base 21 to 3473 and encodes 1150 amino acids. The transcript has a single exon. The record is from RefSeq and is a predicted model, not a curated record. NCBI's taxonomy places the organism in Eukaryota, Apicomplexa, Conoidasida, Eucoccidiorida, Cryptosporidiidae.